CUAACCUAUCUUUUGAUUGUCAAAAAAUGACAACACGAAAGAGGAGCGGUUCGGGAUCAAAAAGGCAGCUAAAAGAGAAGGUUGUUCAGAUUUACGAGUCGUUUUUCAAAGGGGAUGAAACCUACAAAACGAAUGCAACGUUUUGGGAUGAAUUUUUCCUAUUAAAACCUAAAGUAACUCACUUAGAAAAUGAGAUACAAAAGAUCACUCAGGAACAGCUUUCAACAACAGUUAAAGAUAACAUAAACGAGCUAUUUAGUCAAUGUAUUGAGACAUUAACGCACGAAAAUGGUCCCCAAGCAAGCAAGGAGCAGUAUAUUCGUAUUAUUUGUGCUAUGCAAACAUUAUGUGCUCUUGUACAUGCCGUUUAUAAGAGAAUUACCGCCGAAAGUGGAUUAGAUAUAAUAAACUUAUUGAUUGGAUUUGAAGAUGCAGAGAAAAAGAUGCAAAAGAUCUUAGAUCAUUGUCAUAAUUUUCUAACGGGCGAAUACCCCGACUCGUUAAAAGGUUUGUGUUUAAAAUUAUUAUUGGUAUUUGUAACAGGAACAGAAAAUGUGAGCCAGAACACUUUAGUUGAGUACAUAAUGAUAACAUCAAUGUUUGAAUGUUUAAUGCAAUUAUUAUGCGACGCCCCAAAAAGACAGCUGCAUGGUCAUGAUGUUGUACUCUUAUUAACACUAUUAGUUAAUUAUCGAAAACAUGAAACUGCAAAUCCUUACGUUGUUAAAUUGUCAAUUCUUGAUGAUGAGUUAGCAUUAAAUGGAUAUGGACAAGUGAUUACUUCGUCUUUAACGGAAUUUUGUAGACAAUUUACAUUACAACAAUCAGAAAUGCAAAACGCAUCCUGGUUAUCAUCUUUAACAAAUAUGGUAGGGAAUAUGUUUAUUUCUGAGGAAGGAGCUAUUCGUACACAACAAAUCAGAGCAAAUAAUGCGCUUUUAGUUGCUUUGUACGAGGCGAUUCAUUUAAAUCGAAACUUUAUUACUACUUUAUCACAAACGCAAACCGAUACAAGUUUACCCCCUUCACCAAGUAAUACUUUAAAUGCUGGACAAUCGGCUCCUAAUUUAACUAAUCUUCCGGUUGUUGAUAUCAUUGCACAACCAUCAAAUUUAUUAGUAACUUUCUUUCAGUAUUGUUCAAUUAUAAUGCAAGACACGAAAUCGGAAAGCGGUGGGAAUACAGUAAAAUUAUGUUUUUUGAUUUUAAGUUGUAUUGCGGAAGAUCAAUAUGCAAAUUCUUUAAUGCAUGAUAUUAGCUUAACUUUUAAAGUUCAUUUACAUAGGAUGCCAAUGAGACAUAGAAAAGUGUCGAUUGAUAAAAUCGCGGCAUCACAACCGCUGGCUUCAACUUUAUUAGAUUUACUGGUUGAGUUCAUAAUGAGUCAUAUGAUGAAAAAAUUUCCUAUGGAACUCUACACGUUAUGUAUUGGGGUGAUUCAUAGAAUUCUUUGUUAUCAAAAACGCUGUAGAGUGAGGAUUAAUUAUCAAUGGAAGGAACUUUGGACGGCUUUAAUAACAUUAUUGAGAUUCCUCGUUCAAAAUGAGUCGCAAUUAACGAAAAAAAUGAAUAUUUUCGAUCUGUUAAUACAAGUCGUUAAUAUUUUAAAUCUUUUUAUUACUUAUGGAGAUACUUUUUUGCCAACGCCCGGAAGUUACGAUGAAUUAUAUUAUGAAUUGAUUAGAAUGCAUCAAGUUUUUGAUAAUGUUUAUACAAUGGGAUUAAGAUACGCAAGCGGUGAUUCCGAGUUCAAGGAUAAUGCUCAAAAAUUAAAUAAUUGCCUAAUCAAUAUUCGUGCGAUCAUAAAACAUUUUUCACCGAAAAUCGAACAAUGGUUGACGGCACAGAAUUUAUCUACACCCUCAGAAGAUCAAAUCUUGGAGGUUGUUAGGAAAAAUUACGAUAGUUUAACUUUAAAAUUACAGGAUUCAUUAGAUCAAUACGAGAGAUACUCUGAAAAGCCUAAACACACCCAAUUUUUCACCACUAUGGUUAGAAACGUUGUAUCUGAUACACGGCAAAGUAUCGAUUUUGCGACUAUCGAUUUUCAGAUAAUUAUACAAGACUUACAAACGAAUUAGUUCGUAUAUACAUAUAUUUUAUAGUCGUAUAUACGUUUUGUAAAUAUAAGUGAAUAAAACUGUAUGUUUCUUAAAAA
Messenger RNA from Onthophagus taurus, 2158 nucleotides. Its product is annotated as armadillo-like helical domain-containing protein 3. Lineage: Eukaryota; Metazoa; Arthropoda; Insecta; Coleoptera; Scarabaeidae. Gene Ontology annotation, cellular component: cytosol. The record is from RefSeq and is a predicted model, not a curated record.